AUGUCAUCAUCAGAACAACCCAUCACGAUCAACGAUCAAUUCAAGAAGACCGUUCGAUCAAUUGAAUUGCUCACCUUAUCUGGAAAACGUCAGGAUUCCAAAGAAUAUCAACACGAAUUAGUUCAAUUACUCAAUAAGUUGCUCAAAAUAAAAAAUCAAGUAUACCAAUUGGGGAUAUUUUCGGAUAAUGAGACAGUAGAGGAUAUAAAUACCAAAGAUAUCAAAUUUCUUGCGGUAGAGUAUUAUUUGGGAGAAUUGGUGUCGAAAAAAUUGGAUUACGUUGGAGAUGAAGAGAGUCAGAAUAGAAGAAUUAAUUAUGAUUUCAAGAUUCGUAAUUUGAAAAAAUCAGUACAAUUCUUGAUUGAUUUCCUAGCACAUCUUCAAAAUUACAAUAUUUUGAAUGAGUUCCAGCUGAAAAAAUUGGGGCAUUUCCAAGACCACUAUCAACCAAAAUUAUCGGAAUUGAGACCUAAUGAUCCAGCUUUACGAAGAGAAGAGAAAAUUCAAAAUUUCAAACUCGAGAAGCUCAUCAAUGAACAAUUAAAAACAUUUGAACAAAGGUAUCCGAAAUUCGUGAAUGGUGAAGAAGAAGACGAAAAUGCCAUCGAUGAAGAUACCCUCCGAGAAUUGUAUUUGAACAAAUUACGGUUAUUCUCUUUAAAAUCUUUCAGUCAUUUGGAAAUGUUGAAUAUGGAACUAGAAGUUUUGGCAAACCGUCCUCCGGAAAGAAUCCAAGAAAUUCCCCUUCCUCCUCCUUCUUCUUCUGCUGCUGCUCCUAACGGAUCCUCCGCGGAUAAAAAAUUACUUUCCCAAGAAAACGAUUACGGGUAUACCGAGAGAGUUGAGUUCCGCAAACCAUCAGAGCUUAUUUCUCCAGAGGGGAAAGUCCUUCAACCGUUCACGUUUGUAUCAUCCAAAGAUCAAAUCAAGAAAAAAGUGUUUGGCUACGGACAAGUCAUGCCAACCAUGUCGGUGGAAGAGUACAUUGAAGAAGAAAUUAAAAGAGGAGGGAUCAAAACCGAAACCAUUACUGGAGAACAAAAUAGUGAGAGUGAAGAUAGUGAUGAAGAUGAUAGUGAUGAAAAGUUAUACAAAGCUAGAGAAUGGGAUGAGUUCAAAGAUGCUCAUCAUAGAGGUGAAGGUAAUAUGAAAAACAAAGGGUGA
This is a messenger RNA of Saccharomycopsis crataegensis, 1164 nucleotides long. RefSeq names its product Tap42p (gene TAP42). Gene Ontology annotation, cellular component: cytosol. Gene Ontology annotation, molecular function: protein phosphatase 2A binding. The transcript has a single exon. The record is from RefSeq and is a predicted model, not a curated record. Bases 1 to 1164 code for a protein of 387 amino acids. Gene Ontology annotation, biological process: regulation of dephosphorylation; regulation of signal transduction. NCBI's taxonomy places the organism in Eukaryota, Fungi, Ascomycota, Saccharomycetes, Ascoideales, Saccharomycopsidaceae.